Vicugna pacos (alpaca) is the source of this 3808-nucleotide messenger RNA. Lineage: Eukaryota; Metazoa; Chordata; Mammalia; Artiodactyla; Camelidae. The record is from RefSeq and is a predicted model, not a curated record.
GGAAAUGUUUUUGGCUUUGCAGGCCAUGGGUCUCUCUCUGUAGCAACUGCUCGACUUUGCCAUUGUAGCGUGAAAGUGGCCACAGAAGUACCUAAAUGAGUGAUCAUGGCUGUGUUUCAACAAAACUUUAUUUACAAAAACAAGCAGUGGACCAGACUUGAUCUUCAGACUGUAGUUUGUUUGCCAGCUCCUAAAAUACAUAACUAAGGGCAGACCCUUCUGAACCACAAACAGCAGUUGCCCUGUGUAAGGAGCAACCUUUCAUGGUCAAUGAAUAGUACGUGGGUCAAUGUAGAGAGGCAGCAGACAGAGUGACUUCACUUAUAUCCCAGGUUUACCACUUUGUAGCUGUGUGACCUUGGGCCAGUUACUUAACCUCUCUGUGUUCAGUUUCCUUAUCUAUAAAAUGGGAAUUAAAAAUUAUCUCAUAAUAGUUGUCAGACAAUUUAAAUAUGUUAAUACAUGUAAGGCCACACAAUAGUGCCUGCACUUACAGGUGCUGUAUAAAUUAUACCUGAUAGAAUAGUAAAGGGUCCCUCUGCUAUGAUCCCUACUAGCAGACAUUAGGUAUUAUAACAAGCAUAUUAGCAAGAAAAAAGGAAAUGGUCAUUCUAUUAGUAUUUGACCAUACCUUGCCCCAGGUAACAUUCUCUUUGACUCAUUUCAAGUUAAAAUCACAGCUCCCUCAUCCCAAGACUGACUCAGAUCGUUUAUUUGAACAGGAACUCUGACAAAAGUAUUUGCUCAGGACCCUCACAACCUAGGUGUGGCCCUGUCAGCUUCUUUUUCUUGUACACUCAUUGAAAGGUCCAAGUCUUAAUCACGCCUACAUCCCUCCCCACAAUGGAGCUUAUCUUAGUGCAUUGUACAUAAUAGAUGCUCCAAGAAUAUUUUUCAGAAUGAAUGCCAGAAGGAAUGAGUAAUGUCUCAGGUUUACAUAUUUCUUUUGAUCCAAGGUUUUAACUAUGUUUUCCCUACACGUAUUCCCAGAUCUUCAUCAUUUUUCUGAGUGACAAAGAGGGAUUUUCAUGUCCCCAAGCCCUUCCGUCACUGACCUGCCCGUUGAUGUGCUGAUAGCUUAUCAAGAAGGAACAAACACGCCUCCAGAUUCUCUUGACAGUAAACUGCAAGUGAACUUCAACUCCAAGACAUGUGAAAACAGCCAAGCAUGGGAAUGAUGGUUGAGUGGUUUCAAGUUAGGCAGCCUGGUAGUUUGAACAAUGCUUUGGCUGCAACAAAUUGUAGUGACAGAACAUAUGUUUGUCGUGCUUUGCUUUUGAUCUUCUGCUCCAAGGUUGAGGGUACUCUCUCAAGGGGGAAGGAAAAAAGCAAGAAGAACUGGGAAAAAGAAAACUGAUCUCACCCAUCACUGAAAUAUUUUGUACCUGAAGCACAACCACCCUGAGAGAAGAACAUGGUGGCGGCUCUUCAUAGUCACCUGAUUAAGGGGCUUGGGUUUGGUCCUGACUCAGAGGGAAAUACAACGCCACUGAGAGGUUCUCCCACAGCACCUGAGCCCUCACAGCCAAGCCUGGGCUUGGCCCCAGUGGACAUAAGAGAAAAGAUGACUGCCAGAGCCCCCAGGAGGGUGGGAGGCUUGCUGUUGCCAGAUCCACCCACGUGGAUCACAAUGAGUGCAUGAGGUCAUGGAAUGUUAAAGAUGAAAUGAAAGUGGGUCCUAAGUCAUAAAGUCGCAGGUGGGUGGGCAUCCUUUUGACAGGGCUCCCAGAAGUAGAGCUAUACCUCUCUCCCUGAUGAUCCUGGGAAGGAGCUACAUCUCCCAGACAGAGUUGGGGUCAAGUCCAGGCAUAUCCCACCAAAGCCCACUCUCCCCAGGGCUUGCUGGGAUGGAAGGAUAACUACAGGCCCCCCUGGGAUUUGUCUAGGUGAGGGCAGGGUACACAAAGUUUGAAACAGAGGUGAAUGGACAGGUGUGCUUGUUAGGGAAGAAGCAGAAAGGUGGCAAGAAGCUGGCAGCAGUCCCUGAGAGGGCCCUGGCACCAUGGACAAUGAUGAACUUCUUGAGCCUGAGACUAAAGAUGACAGCGACACUGUAUCAGCCCCGCAGAGCAGUGACGAAACACUCUACUGUGAGGCUGAAGACUCCGCAGCUGUCGAGAAAGAGAAACCAGCUUGGGAGAGCUCAGAAACAGACCUUGAGAUUGAAGAUACCGAUAAACUUUUCACCACCGGACAAAGGGAGCUGUACCUAGAGGCCUGCAAACUGGUGGGCGUUGUGCCUGUCUCCUACUUCCUCCGGAACAUGGAGGGGUCCUACGUGAACCUCAAUCACCACGGGCUGGGCCCCAACGGCACGAAGGCUAUUGCUAUAGCCCUGGUGUCCAACACGACUGUUCUCACGCUGGAGCUGGCAGACAACUCUAUCAUGGAGGAGGGCAUCCUGAGCCUGGUGGAGAUGCUACAAGAGAACUACUACCUCCAGGAGAUGAAUAUUUCUGACAAUAAUCUUGGUUUGGAGGGGGCCAGAAUCCUCUCAGAGUUUCUCCAGAAUGACACCUCUUCCAUCUUUAGUCUUCAGCUCUCAGGAAACAACUUCAAGGAAGAAUCCGCAGAGCUGUUCUGCCAAGCUCUGUCGGCUAAUUACAGAAUUAAGACGCUGGAUCUCAGUCACAACCAAUUCUCUGACAAGGCAGGAGAGUACCUGGGACAGAUGCUGGCCUUCAACAUAGGGCUCCAGUCUCUGGAUCUGAGCUGGAAUCACCUCCACAGCCGGGGAGCAGUGGCCUUGUGCAGUGGCCUCCGGGUUAACACGGCCCUGAAGAAACUGAAUCUCUCUAUGAACAGCUUUGGAAACGAGGGGGCUUCAGCCCUAGGGGAGGUCCUCAGACUCAACAACCGCCUGGCCCACCUGGACGUCAGCAGCAACAACAUCAGCAACGAAGGGCUCUCCAAGAUCAGCAGAGGGCUGGAGGCGAAUGAGAGCCUCAGAGUUCUGAAGCUUUUCCUGAACCCUAUAAGUAUGGAUGGGGCUGUUUUACUGAUCCUGUCCAUCAAGAAGAACCCCAAAUCCAAGAUGGAAGACAUUGACAUUUCCAACGUGCUGGUGUCUGAGCAGUUCGUGAAAAUAUUGGAUGGAGUGUGCGCCGUCCACCCCCAACUGGACGUGAUAUACAAGGCAGUGCAAGGCCUCUCCACCAAGAAAACCCUCUUCACCUGGACGAGUCCCUUGAAACUGAUCCAGAGCUACGCAGACCAACACAAAAUCUCCAUCCUGGACUUCUUCAGGAGUCUGAACCCUAGUGGAGAGACGAUGAUGUCUGUGGGCGCCUUCCGGAAAGCUAUGAUACAGCAAAACAAGGUCCCCAUAAACCGGUACCAAGUGAGGGAGCUGAUAAAGACGCUGGGUGAGAAGACAGACGUGGUGGACUUCAGGUCAGUCCCCACCCUGUGGCCUGUCCCCAUCUGGGCCACCCCUCUGGCCCAGCUGGUCCAGGGUCAGAUGGUGCCGGGAAACGCAUUGGCAGCAGGGGAGCUGGCCCAGGGUCCCCGGCCAGGGCCAGGCUCCACGGAAGAGGGUGGAGAAGAGGCCCAACCCAACGUGUGCUGUGGGGGAAAGAGCUUCCUCACUUGCAAAGGGGGAGCUAAAAGCCCCCCCCAGGUCGCCGUGAGUGCAGGCAUCACUCAGCAUUACGGGGGGCUUGAUGCCAUGCCAGGCGCAGAGAACACGAUCGCGCUGCGGACACCGCCCUUUUCCAUGGCAGUCACUCCGUCCACCCCUGACCCGGCUGCAUGCCCCACUCUCCCACUGCCCAGCAGCAAUUCCAGGCCCAGUUCUGACUCAAGCUAG